AUGUCUGGGCAGCAUCAUACUCUGACAGGCGCCUGCGGUAGGACUCAUAUCAUCACCAACGUCAAUUGCCCUGCCAGCGAGUCAUGUCGCCUCCCACGUCCCGCGACUGUUUGCGCCACCGACGUCGAGAACCUGCACCGUUUCGCACGCACCGCCGACGCCUUCGAGACGCGGGCUCAGCACGAGCACACGCGACCGCCAGCCAGCCAGCCCCUCCCUCCUCCCCCGAGCGCUCAGGCCCCACGGUCGGCCCAAGUCCCGUCUUCGUCGACGCCGGCCGCCGGCGCCCAGAGCGCCGCCCUCAGGGGCGCCUCGCUCGCCUUCCAGAGCCGCGCCGCGAGGCCUGCGCCGCCGCAGCAGCCGCUCUCGGCCGCCGCCAACGGCGCCCUGGUGGCCGCCACCUCGGCCGCCUCGGCCUCGACCCCGCAGAGCGGUCUCAGCAGGCACGCUACCGGCGGCAGCGCCGCGUCCGACCGCUCCGCCUUCGGCUCCGAGCACCACCAAGCCCUCUCGCACCAGCUCUCGCAGCUGCAGCCGAGCUCCCAGCCGGGCUCCCACCUCCGCCCGUCCGACGCGAGACCCGGCGGCCCCGACACGCGCUCCGCCUCUUUCAUCGCCGCCACGCUCGCCGCCAGUCGCUCCGCUAGUCCCAGUCCGAACAGGCAGCGGGCCGGCAGGGGCGCGGCGACGCCGCAAGGACAUCGGGGCGGCACGCCCGGUGCUGCGUCCCCUCCGCCCAGCCUCCGGCUCUACCCCGACCGGGACAGGACCUACACCUCCAACGCCGACGGGGACCGCCCCGUCAGAGAUAUCACUUCGCCGCAAGAACCCCAGUUUCCUGCCCCAGACCGUGCGUGGCGUGGACGAGAAGAUACAGACCCUGUCAAGAGCCCGCCUCCUGAAAGUGCGAAACUCCGGACACGCCCUGAAGAUGGGCGACGGCGCGAUGCCUCGGAUGAGAGACAGACACAGGACACUCCGACGAAACGGCCUCCAAAGCCCAAACCCGGACCAAAGCCGAGACCUGAUAACAUUAGAACGAAAGUCUUGGCUGAUUCGGGCCCAGAUUCAACUACCGCUGCUACAAGUCAUGACCGUGACGAUGCUGGUGGUGGCCGGGUCAUUGUUCGCGAAAAGAUACCGACCCCGGCGCCUCGCGCUGCCACUGCCGUUGAUAGUCGACCGGACUCCCGCCCAACCAAAGUAACUGAUGAGCGAGCGCCAGCGACAGGUCCGACGCCACCGCCUCCCCGCCGACGACCGGCCUCGGUAUCUCAACCAACAGCGCGCGGGUCCUCUGCUACAGACAGGGCUUCGGCGCGCCGCGGGGCCCCACCCAACCAACACGAACGGACUGGAUCUCUCGGUCGAGAUGUUGAUGGACCAGGAACUGUCAGAACCGUGGCGCGAGCUAGGGCCGGUUCGGAAUCGUCCGACGACACCUUCUUUACGACUUCAUCUGGCCGCAGCGGUCCUGCCCCAUCCUCUCCGGCCCAGGACCGCGCAGAACCGGGGGUGGUAGGCCGUUUGCGACCAAAAACACCACCACCUCCACAAUCCUCAACCCCCGGACAACGACAGGUAGCGGCGGCCGCGACGCAUACUCGCGUCGGGAAUCAUCAUGGGCCAGGCUUGGCCCUCGACUCUCUCACCAACGCCAUUGUCGCCAGUAAUCUCGCCUCGGCACGCCGCCAGCAAGCUUCUGAGGAGAGCCGGGCCCCACCUCCGAUACCAGUGCCCCGGCGAAAGCAACGCAAUGAUCUGCAGCCGCCGGACCUUUCACGCAGCUAUAGCAAGUCGCCGCCCAAGCGCUCGGGCAUGCUGCAGACUCUACGAUCGCCACCUUCGAAAUCCGACGACGAGGAGUCCCGGCGGAACCACGAGCGCUACCGCAAGCGAAGCUCCUUAGGAAAGAAGCACAUGCACCACGAGGGCUCGCGCCGACGGUGGCGGGAUCAGCUCACGGCAGCAGAGCGCCGGAGAUACGCGGCGCUCUGGGCCAGCAACCGCGGGCUGCUGCUCGCGGCGCCGCAGCAGGGCAGCAGCGACGGCAGUGGCCCUGGCCAGGACUCGGUGACCAACGUGGUGGUGCGAGACCUCUGGGGCCGCAGCCGCCUCCCGUUUGACGAGCUCGCCGAGGUGUGGGAUCUUGUCGACCUCGGGCGGCGCGGCAUGCUAUCCAAGGAGGAGUUCGUCGUCGGCACGUGGCUCGUCGACCAGCGGCUGCGCGGGCGCAAGAUCCCGACCCGCGUGAGCCAGAGCGUCUGGGACAGCGUCAAGGGCUUGAAGGUGCCGGCUCCCGGAUCGUCGGGGUAG
Molecule: messenger RNA, 2316 nt
Organism: Gaeumannomyces tritici R3-111a-1
Lineage: Eukaryota; Fungi; Ascomycota; Sordariomycetes; Magnaporthales; Magnaporthaceae
Product: increased rDNA silencing protein 4
Exons: 2
Coding region: 1-2316 (771 amino acids)
Biological process (GO): endocytosis; endosomal transport
Cellular component (GO): intracellular membrane-bounded organelle; plasma membrane; cytoplasm
Molecular function (GO): protein binding
Source: RefSeq, a predicted model, not a curated record